UUCGCGUGCCGUGUCGCGGUUUAUCGCAUAAUUUAUUAAAAUGGUAUACUUUCCUAUUCGAAAGUGUUAUCAUGUAGCUAAAGUAUGUCUUUUGUUAAUACUAGUGGUGUCUUUGUUAGCUUUAUUUGAACAUUAUCGCGGCGGUAAGCGAACUACGGAGGCGCAAUUUUCAGAUCCAAUUGAAGCUGAAUAUGAAAGGGAGAUAUUGGAAGACGAGGCUCGUAUUAUACCAGGACUUGGAGAGGGAGGUGUAGCCGCACACCUGCUGGGGGAGGACAAGCGGCUCGGUGAAGAGUCUGAAAAGAAACUGGCCAUAAAUGUCCACUUGAGCGAGAGGAUUGCAUACAACAGAACUCUGAAAGACUACCGAAACCCGGCAUGUCAGCGCGUGGUGUACGACGCGGAGCUGCCCUCCGCCUCGGUGGUGAUCAUCUUCCACAACGAGCCGUACUCGGUGGUGGUGCGCACCAUCUGGAGCGUGGUGAACAGCGCGCGCAGGGACCAGCCCUGGUACAAGCAGGCCAACUUCGUCGACAGGGAAACUGGAAACACCAUGAAUUUGGGUUACCCCGGCCAAGACCCGAACUCACCGUUGGUGUACCUGAAGGAGAUCAUCCUAGUUGACGAUAACUCCACACUGCCCGAGCUGAAGGGCAAACUGAGUCAUUACGUACGGACGAGACUACCACCGGAUUUGAUCAGGAUAAUACGUUUACCAGAUCGCAUGGGCCUUACUCGUGCCCGGCUGGCCGGCGCGCGGUACGCCGUCGGCGACGUGCUGGUGUUCUUGGACGCGCACUGCGAGGGUCAGACCGACUGGCUCAGGCCCCUCCUCGACAGGAUCAAGCACGAGCCACACGCGGUCGUCGUGCCCAUUAUAGACGUCAUCGGCUCCUCUGACUUCUACUACAGCGUUCAGGAUCCCACAGUGUUCCAGGUGGGAGGGUUCACAUUCAUGGGACACUUCACGUGGAUCGAGGUGCCCGAACGGGAGAAGAAGCGGCGCGGCUCAGACAUAUCGCCCACAUGGUCCCCGACGAUGGCUGGUGGUCUGUUCGCGAUGAGCCGCACGUACUACUGGGAGCUGGGCGCCUACGACGAGCAGAUGGCCGGCUGGGGGGGCGAGAACCUCGAGAUCUCCUUCAGGAUAUGGCAGUGCGGUGGUACACUGGAGACAAUACCGUGUUCCCGCGUGGGCCACGUGUUCCGCAGCUUCCACCCAUACGGCCUGCCCGCUCACACAGACACGCACGGAAUUAACACUGCGCGUAUGGCCGACGUGUGGAUGGACGAGUACGCGGAGCUGUUCUACCUGCACCGGCCCGACCUCAGGAAGAAUCCGAAGAUCGGCGACGUGACCCACCGGAAGGUGCUGCGCGAGAAGCUGCACUGCAAGAGCUUCCAGUGGUACCUGGACAACGUGUACCCGGAGAAGUUCGUGCCGGUGCGGCACGUGUACGGGUACGGGCGGGUCGCCAACCCGGAGUCGAACCUGUGCCUGGACACGCUGCAGCGCGAGUCGGGCGCGGCGCUGGGCGUGUACGGCUGCCACUCCCGGCUCCACGCCACGCAGUACUUCGCGCUCUCGCUCCACGGACAGCUGCGCACCGAGGAGGACUGCGCAGAGCUGCAGUUCGUGCGGGACGAGGACGCGGCGGAGGUGGGGCGGCGCGUGCUGAUGGUGAACUGUCACGGCAAGCAGCGCGGGCAGAAGUGGAAGUACCUCCCGAGCGGACAGCUGCAGCACGAGGAGUCGCGGCUGUGCCUGAGUGCGGGCCGCGAGCCGGGCGACGACGUGCGGGCCGCGGCCUGCGGGCCCGGCGACGACCAGGCCUGGAGGAUAGACUACACCCUCCACAACCACUUCCACGCGGCAGGUGAUGCACAGCCCAGCGAACAAGAGCUGCGGCUGCAGAAGCUGCGCGGACAGCGUCGCAUCUCCCGCUCGCUGCUGUCGGCGCGUGAUGACGGCGACGGUGACGGUGACGGUGAUGACGGCGACGGUGACGUCCGCCGUCACCAUCACCGCGGCCGCCGGCCGUCCCGCGAGCGGCGCCGCAGGAACAAGUUCGUCCUGCAGCUGGUGCGCACGCUCAUGAACGGCUCCGAGCAACACCUGGAGGCGGAGCUGGGCUGCAGGCACCGCCGCCUGUACCCCAACGACACCUUCGUCAGGGACCUGGUCACCAUCCUCAACGAGCGGAACGUCAAGGUGAUAAACAACGGGCGCGUGUUCGAGCGGAACAAGGUGACGGAGUUGUCUCGUGCCGACGGUCACCAUCACCACCCGGCCCGACCACCACACACACACGCCGAGUGGCCGCCGAACAAACACCAGCGCGGAAGGUCCGAGCAGACCACCACCGCCGCCAACCUGCAGCCGCCGCUACCACCCGCCACCGGGGACACCAGCCGGAUCAUCAUCGAGGACUUCGUCGAGCGGCCAGGAAAGAAACACAAACGCAAGCGCCAGCGCUCACCCCCUUCACCCCCACCAGGCCCGACCUCCCCGCGGCCGACACCCGCGGACGACACGCGCGACGUGCUGAUGGCACUCCUCAACAAACAGCAGGAGGAUACCAGGGGCAACAACGGGUAUCCGUCGGAAGUGGAAGAUGUGCCGAUGGUGAGCGAACCGCGGGAGCGAGACGGAGAUAGAGACAGGGCUGCGAGUGAGCGGGACGGAGACAGCGAGCGGGACGACGCCGAUGAACACUGGCCCAUUGGAGAAUCUCGAUUCCGUCGCAACAACAGUCUAAUUCAGCCGCUGCGGAGAGACUCACACCCUCACCCUCACCCUCACCAGCAUCAGCACCAGCACCAGCAUGCUCGCGAGCACACGCGGCCACAUAUAGAUGAUAGCAGAGAGAACGAUGUGCGGCAGAAUUACUUACAGUCUGAGGACACAAAUACAAAGACACGCACGUUGCCGGUUGGCGAACAUGUUGACCAACUUGUUGGCGAACAAACUGUUCCGCCGCCGGUGAGGGUGGUGAUGCGGAGUAACCUCACGUUCCACUUGGAUGACGAGUUCUUCACGUCGCGGAGACGACCCGCUGACGAUGUCAAUGACAUUAUCGGUGAGCUGGCCAUACCCACCAAUAUAUCUCACACGUGGGUAAAACCUCGAGCCUCCACAGCCGACCUGACUGACACUCGACAGUUUAUGAAUGACGUCAAAACUGAUGACAGUCGAGAGGUGAUCAGCACCGGACGCGGCGUGAUGCAGAACAGUGUCGAUGACGGAUCCAGUGCAUCCGAUGAUUAUAGUGAUCAGUGAUACGUGGUAACUAAUGGAUUUGUAUUGUCAAAUAUGUCGUGUCGUGUCGUGACGUUGUUACUAGUUUUCACAUUUAUACAUUAUGUUAGAGAUGUGUUAACUCGUAAUAAGUCGAAGUCAGGUCAGUUAGCCUAUCAGGAUAUCACCCCCAGGAGUUUCCAGGGCGAUUGUUAGCGAGGGGCUCUUUCAUCCCCAUUACUAACAAUCCCCUCCCCCUCUUCUAAAGCAGCAAGCUUGCUUUUUAAGCUGUUGUAGUGUGACAUAUAUAAAUUUGGUUACAUUAAAAAUUUUAUUGGGAACUAGCUUUUGCCCGCGGCUUCGCUCGCGUUAAUUUAUCCCCUUAGUGAUCUAAGCGAACAGAUUGCGGAAGCAACUUCAUUUAUAUGAAAUAUUACGAGCUAAGGAAAAACCAAGAACGUAAACAUUCGACCUAAAACAGUAUAUAUUUUAACAUGCCUUGACUAGUACCUAUGGUGUUAUUUUAUAUUGGACUGGAGAGAUCCUAUUUUACUAUUAUUAUUAUUAUUUUCUCUUUGUACA
Molecule: messenger RNA, 3820 nt
Organism: Achroia grisella
Lineage: Eukaryota; Metazoa; Arthropoda; Insecta; Lepidoptera; Pyralidae
Exons: 17
Coding region: 41-3280 (1079 amino acids)
Cellular component (GO): Golgi apparatus
Source: RefSeq, a predicted model, not a curated record